AUGGCUGACUUUAAACUGAGGGAAGAAGAGCCGAUCGGCGGCCGCACUAUUGAUGAUCUCGUAGACGGAGUAGCCGAGGAUCUCGGCCUCACACGAGAAGCCCAUCUUGAAGCUCUCGAAGACGGCCUUAAAGACAAGAAGCUUUGUGGCAUCGUCCAUCCCUAUGUGGCAGAUGCAUUGCUGAAUCGCCUGUACAAAAUACCGAAUGAAACCUUCGAGGUCGACGUGUAUCCGUCGUCCCGCCUAGUGACUCGAAAUCCGACACACUUUAAGAAUGUCGCGAUUUUCGUGCACCGAGUGGCUCCAAUUCCAGGGAGCAGCAAGGGAAAGCUGGCCUGUACCUGGGCGUUCGAUUUGGACCCUGAAGAGUGCAGCGUAGCAGAGUUGAAGCGGCGUUUGGAGCUCCUGGCCUCUACUAGCAGCGAACGCAUGCGUUUAGUCUUUAACGGUUUCACCUUGACAGCCACAAAUGCGCUGGCAGAGUAUGACAUCCAAGGGGGAGAUAGUCUCUAUUUAUACACUGUGAAAGAUCCCAACGAAACGACGGUUAUCUGCUGUAGCGGAGAGGAAACGCCUCACACCUCGGCUCCUGCGGCCCAGUGUUGCUGCUGCACCUCCCCUCCACAUGGCGCUACUUGCUCCGCGGAGCCGUGCGUUGCGUUCGCACGAAAAUCUAGGAAAUAUGUGGCGCGUUUGCUACAAAACGCCUAG
Molecule: messenger RNA, 711 nt
Organism: Cyclospora cayetanensis
Lineage: Eukaryota; Apicomplexa; Conoidasida; Eucoccidiorida; Eimeriidae
Exons: 5
Coding region: 1-711 (236 amino acids)
Molecular function (GO): protein binding
Source: RefSeq, a predicted model, not a curated record